This is a messenger RNA of Exophiala aquamarina CBS 119918, 558 nucleotides long. RefSeq lists its product as uncharacterized. The transcript has a single exon. The record is from RefSeq and is a predicted model, not a curated record. Bases 1 to 558 code for a protein of 185 amino acids. Lineage: Eukaryota; Fungi; Ascomycota; Eurotiomycetes; Chaetothyriales; Herpotrichiellaceae.
AUGUCUUCCAUCUCAUCGUCAAAUCGCUACUCAAUCGUAGAGCCACAUCCAUCGGUUCCAGCAUCCCACUACUUCACCACAGGCCGGGGCGGAGCUGGUAACCGGGUAAAGGCACCGAGCUCAGUAACACGCGGCAGCGACGCAUCAGGGCCGGCGGCACGAGUGAACCUAGCCACACACUACAACCCACCCAAGACAUUCACCACGGGUCGCGGCGGCGCCGGCAACGUGCACCCCAGCUCCGAGCGCGCCAUCUUCUCCUUUGACGAGGAGCUCGAGCGCCAACUGUCGCAAGAACGACACGCCGCCCCCGUCUACCACGUCGGACGCGGCGGCGCCGGCAACGUCUCGUCGUCGUCGUCGUCGUCGUCAUCGGGCUCUUCAGCCUCGCAGAAACACAAUGUCGGCAGUAUCUCUGGCUGGGCCAGCCAGAGGCGGCGCAGCACCGACAGGGAAUCCUUCGCCUCGUCGGGUUCCACCUCAAGCGAGUCUGGCGCUGACUACGUCAACCGCAACCUGAAGAAGGGCUUCAAGAAGAUGUUGGGCUCCGGCUACUAA